Molecule: messenger RNA, 2799 nt
Organism: Anneissia japonica
Lineage: Eukaryota; Metazoa; Echinodermata; Crinoidea; Comatulida; Comatulidae
Product: latrophilin-like protein 1
Exons: 20
Coding region: 1-2046 (681 amino acids)
Biological process (GO): cell surface receptor signaling pathway; adenylate cyclase-activating G protein-coupled receptor signaling pathway
Cellular component (GO): membrane
Molecular function (GO): G protein-coupled receptor activity
Source: RefSeq, a predicted model, not a curated record
AUGGAAACUGGUUCCGACUUCAUGUAUAUAGUUUACGAUACCGCUACCGCUACACAAACGGAAGAUAUAUCGGAUGGAAAUGUCCAACUACUGAUGACGAUCGAGAGUAUUUCUUUCGAAUCGUUUGACAUAUACAUGUGCACUAACCCUACAAUCAGGCGUCCUGGAUUUUACAUGUCAAUAACACCUGAAUUCUACAAAAACGGAUGGACUUCAGAUACUUCUAUGACCACAGAACGUCUGACGACCUUCACACAGCAAACGACUUCUAGUAGCGAACAAACGUGGUCCUCUCAGAUGAACGUAAGACCUACUAGUUCAUUUACAAGUGCAGAAACACUGACAUCGUUCAAUUCAACAGGCCUGACAUUUCCUUUGAGCACUCUGGAUUUUUCUCAAACAACUAUCCAGACAACAUAUUUAGCCGUUUCAGAUCAGAUCGUGCAGAUUUUGAAUUACUCUAUGUCACUUGGAAGUGAAAUGAGUAAAGAUGAUGCCGACGAAAUUUUAAGAUCCAUCGAGCACAUCCUGUCGAAAGAUGUUGACCACUUGGAAUCUAACGAUGUUUCAAAUAUAAUUCGCACACUAUGUGUCAUUGCACCACUAUCUGCAUCCCCAGAAACGACUGUAAAGAGGUUCUUAAAGGUUUGGGAUGAUAUUCUUGAAGAAGACUUGCUCGUGUCCACAGUUGAAUCGGGCGUUCCAAGCACCAUGUUGUCUAUAUUAGAAUCGUACACGGCCACCGUUUCUGAAAACUUAAACUCAUCAAAUUUCAACUUUACCAACCAAAAUAAUAUCGACGUACAGAUUGAAGUCAUACCUAGCGACGUCACAUGGUCAAAUAAGUGGAUACCAGUCACCACAGGUGACGAGUCGGUCCAGGCACUCAUACCAACUGCAAACUUCAAAGGAGAAUCAGAGCUACAGGUAUCAGACACAUAUCGCCUGAACAGUCGUGAACUAGAAGAAAACCAAGAGGUUGUGUGUACCUAUUGGGAAUUUACGAAUAGUACGAACGGUGGGGUGUGGUCAGAGAAUGGUUGCUGGGUUGCAUCAGUACUGCUGAAUCAAACGACUUGUCAUUGUACACACUUAACUAAUUUUGCAAUUCUUAUGAGAGUUGACAAAUCACCCAAGGUACUUUCAAUUGGAAAUACUAUUGCACUGGAUAUUCUAACGUACUUGCUGACAUCACUCUCCAUCAUCUGUCUCCUUCUGACUAUUUUCACUUACGUUUGGCUCAAAGUUUGGCGAACGAGGCGAAACAUCAUCCACAUUAAUCUGGCCGCAUCGUUGGCAUUGGCACAGUUUCUUUACAUUUGCUUUAUCGACGGUACUAGCACUAGGGCGGGUUGCACUUUUAUCGCCAUACUUCUACAAUACCUGUUUACUGUCAGUUUUGCGUGGAUGUUGCUGGAAGGUGUACAUCUUCUUAUGAAUUCUAACAUUAAUCUUCAGCAUAGAAAUCCAAAGGGUUAUCUUUAUGUCAUAUUCGGCUGGGGUCCGCCUCUAGUUAUUGUGUUAAUUGCAUUCUUAUCUAAGCCAUCAAGUUAUGGAACUGCACAAUCGUGUUGGCUAGAUACAUCAACAGAUAUUAUCUGGGCCUUUGUCACGGUCAUCCUUUUAGUGAUUGCUGGAAACAUAUUCAUUCUAUUGGCUGUUAUCAAGACGUUCGUGAGCCUUAAAGUAAAUGCGAGCAAAAGCAGGAAAGAACGGAUGAGAAACAGUAUUCGUGCGGUCUUAUUGAUGAUACCAUUGAUGGGUUUGACCUGGGUAUUUGGAUUGAUUGCAUCAUUUGGCGAUACGAUUUUUUUCACAUACAUGUUCGUGAUCUUUAACUCAUCACAGGGGAUAUUCAUUUUCUGUCAGCUUAUAGUAUUCAAUGAUGAGAUUCGCCGACUUUAUUUCCAGUACUACAAACGAAAUGUAUCAAUACCAACGGUUUCCCGACAUGAACGAAACCACAGAAGGGAGGGCAGGACCAGCACAGUUCAGAUACCGCCAAUGAGAAGACAUUUUAAGAUAGGUUUAAUACAUGCUUGGUGAAGUGCAAGAAUUUCAUUAAAAGGACGAGAACUAAGUGUGGGUGGUCAGGAGCCGCUUAAAACUCUCUCGGUAGAUGGAAUGCAAAGGGGGGGGGGGGAACAAUCUUUCAGAACCGGUGCAAAAAAUUAGGGAUUUAAAGAGAUUGUUAUACUGUACUUAAGCAUAAGAGCCUAAGUAUAACAAUCGCUAAAAAGUACAGAUUUUACCUCAAAGGACUGCGUUUUCUCCCACCUAUAACGCUCUUCCCUUUACCCCACCCACUGGAGCUACACCUUUUAAAAACCUACAUGAUACAUAGCAAUAUCAAUGACACUGUAUGUGUUCUGCAUUGUUAAUAGGGAGCCUUUGGAAUCACUAUGUGUAUGUUACAAUGUACCGACUUGGUGAAAUCCGUAUGCUUAAUUCUAUGUGCUGUCUGUGAGCAUCACUGGUACGAACGUGACGGAAUCCAGUUUUGCUUUAACUGGUGCUACCAAUAUGUAGAAUGUCUUCUUUUAAUUAUUAUGUAUUAUUUGAAGCCGAAUUAAAUGAUAAUUUACUGUACUAUAUUUAAUAUGGGAUACUAUUUUUAAUAUUCUAAUUGUGUAGAUACGGUAAGCUUGAUAUGAAGCUCUUUACAAGUGUAUGUUCUUUGUGUGGUUUAUUUUUGUAUUUUGAUUUUCUUUUCUUUUUGGUAUUUUUUAUCAUGUAAAGCGCAUUUGAGCAUGAUUUAUCAUGAAUUAUAAAUGUGCUUAAUAAAUAAAUGAGAAAAAG